Varanus komodoensis (Komodo dragon) is the source of this 5614-nucleotide messenger RNA. RefSeq names its product family with sequence similarity 114 member A1 (gene FAM114A1). The coding region runs from base 102 to 1778 and encodes 558 amino acids. The record is from RefSeq and is a predicted model, not a curated record. The transcript has 14 exons. NCBI's taxonomy places the organism in Eukaryota, Metazoa, Chordata, Lepidosauria, Squamata, Varanidae.
UAAUUGUUCACCUUGUCUUUUCCCCAUCAAAAAAAGUGUGUGUGUGUCCGUCCUGCGCGCUCGAGUGUGUGUGCGCGCGCGCGUGCGGAGAAUUAAAAAAAAUGUCUGGUGGAGAAGGUGCCAUGUUAACUGAAGAGGAACACAAAGAAAUAUCAGAACCAGACAGUCAUGUGUCAGCCUCUGACACAGAGAUGCUCAAUGAAAAGACAGAACCAGUAUCCCCAGAAAAUGAUAGGGGCCAAGUUUCUGAAAGGACCAGCAGUGAACCAGAAGGGGACCUGAGGACCUUGGAGCAUCAUUUGAAUGAGGAGCAUUCCAGUGGAGACAUCGCUGAGAAUGUUAUUUCUGAGUGCAGUGAAUCUGUGAGCCUUGAACCAGAACCUGGAUCUGAAGAGCUGAAUGAAGAGAGUGACCCACACAUGGAUACACCACCUAAAGGAAGUGGAUGGACAACCUGGGGAUCGUGGGGGAAAUCGCUGCUUUCAACAGCAUCUGCCACAGUUGGUCAUGGAUUAACAGCAGUCAAGGAAAAAGCAGCCACUCUCAGAAUUCAUGUCCCAUCCUCAGGAGCUUCCGAAAGUGCACAUCCUGACACUGAUGAGAACUCUGUCACAGAUGUGGAAGAGUCUGCAGAGCAAAGCAUUCUGGAGCACCCACCUUUACCUUCUUCUCCUGGAUCACGUGGAGUGUUUUCUACAAUUACUAAUGCUGUACAGAAUACUGGUAAGAGUGUCUUAACUGGUGGUCUGGAUGCUCUGGAAUUCAUUGGCAAGAAAACCAUGAAUGUUCUUGCAGAAAAUGAUCCUGGAUUUAAGAAAACCAAAACACUGAUGGAACGAACAGUUUCCUUAUCUCAGCUGUUGCGAGAAGCUAAAGAGAAAGAGAAGCAGAGACUGGCCCAGCAAGUCACGUUUGAAAGGACAGCACACUAUGGCCUGCUUUUUGAUGAGUUUCAGGGCCUGUCUCAUCUGGAAGCUCUGGAAAUUCUGUCUAAUGAAAGUGAAGCCAAGAUACAGUUAUAUUUGGCAUCACUUGAAGGAGAGGAAUUGGAAACAGCAAAACAAGCACUAAUUGCUAUUAAGACAGUUUUCCUUCUUGAAGAAUCAGACAGUGAAGACAACGAAGACAACGUAGCAAAGAAAGCAGAUAUAGGAGAUGAGUUUGUUACCGUGCUUACAGAACUUCUCUUUGAACUACACGUUGCUGCUACUCCUGAUAAACUUAAUAAGGCUAGGAAGAAAGCUUAUGAUUGCUUGGAAGAAGCUAGUCUCCCCACAUCUAUAGAAAAAGACAGGAGCCCAGCAGAGAAAGUUAAAGAAGAUGAAGAAAAACAAGAAGUUAAAGAAGAUGAAGAAAAACCUCAAACAGGAGAAUCUGAAAACAGAGAAGGGAAAAAUAAAACCAUAGAGGAAAUCUACCUGCUGUCUAUUGAAAGCCUUGCUGAGGUAACAGCCCGUUGCAUUGAGCAGCUCCACAAAUUAGCAGAAUUAAUUCUUCACGGACAAGAAGUUGAAAAGCCUGCCUUGGAUCAAGCAAAAGUUCUAACAAAUUUAACAAGUACGAUGUGUAAUGAAGUCUCUUCCCUAUCAAAGCAAUUUUCUGCUGUUUUAACUUCAGUUGGGAGUGACAAAAAAGCCGAAGUUCUCAACCCAAUGGUCAAUGGUGUGCUAUUAGAGGGCUGUAACAGCACCACUUACAUCCAAGAUGCUUUCCAGUUAUUGCUUCCAGUUCUCCAGGUCUCCCAUAUCCAGACAACUUGUUUGAAAGUACAGCAGUGACCACCUUGCAUGAGCCUAUUCUCUUGGUUGCGUGCGAAAUUCAAAAAUAUGUCCAAUGCCAAUAGGCUAUCAAAGAGUCUUUUAAGGGACACUAAAUGCAAUUUUGCACAUACGAUACUGAAUAACACUUUUCUAUUUAGUUAACUAUUUAAACACAUUAUUCUAUUAUAGGGGGAGGAUUCAUAAUUCUUGCAUCAUAUGGUAAAACAUGUCUAGGUCAGUUUCAUUGAUUGACAUUGGUUUUGGCCAUUGUUGUACUAAAUAACAUGCAUCCCAUUCUGAAACAUUUGCCUAUAUGUCUACAUUGCCAAAGUGAAAUCCAUUGCAGUAAAAGCAGUCUGGAACAUUUAAUUAUGAUUUGGUACUCUCCAAAGUGAGGAUUUUCUUGUCACUCCAAGUCUGAGGAAUGGGCAGCCAGUAAAGCCAGACCAUCAAAAAAAUGGACCUCUUUGUGACUGAAGUGCCAGAUCCUGUCUAAACUUGGAAGCUAAGCAGAGUCAGCCCUGGUUAGAAUCUGGAUGGGUGACUUGAGUGUAUGAUUAUUGUUGGAAACUGCCCAGAGAGCUUUGGCUAUGGGCAGUAUAGAAAUGUGGUGGUGGUGGUGAAGGAAGGAAAGGAGAUUGGAUCAUAUCCUUAUCAGGAGAUUGGAUCAUAUCCUUAUCAUAUCCGAGUGGCACAGUCCACCUAGCCCUAGCUUGCUUCAGGUUUUUGCUGUGGGAAACAUGGGUGCAACUCCCAUGUUUGCUGCCUGAAAUGUGAUGUUAGCGUCAUGUUCCUUGCCAAUGAGUAUCUUGCCAAACCAAUACAUGAUUUAGGGUAGAAAUGCUAUUUUCAGUUUAGGGAAAAAUUACUUGCAAGCAUCAUAUACUACUUUGCCUGCCAUUAAUCUCUUUGAAUAAUGAGCUGUUGGUUUGUUAAAAUGCUGUACGUGAAAACACUACAAGCAGGAUUUUGCAAAACAUCCAUUAUAUUAGGCAUAUUCCAGGAAAUAAUCCCCUUUGGUUUUUAGAAGCUCAUCUAGGUAGAAUGCACAGAGUUAAUCCUGUGAGAGAACGACUAGAAGGAAUGAUGAAAAUGGAUUGCCUUAACAGAGGUGAUCUUUUAACUAAAGGUUGUGCAGGAAUAUGUUGUAAGCCUUGGGGGAUAUUUUAAAGAGAUGGUAGGAGAAUCAUUUAAAACAGUAGAUUGCUUAUUUGAAGCAGCCCUUAGCUGCUGGUUUUGCCAGAAAGCUUAAAUUAUGCAUGUAGUGGGGUAAAGCUUUGUCCUUCAGGAAAUGAGUAAGAAAGAAGCUACUAAGUGAAACAUGGAGCAAACUGUUCCCAUUUGAUGCCUGCUUUCAUAUCACCCUUUGUGAAGCUAUAUGUGCUGGCAGUGUUUAUCUAAUGAAAAUCAACUAGCUAAUUUAAAAGUUUUGUCAGUCUAUAGUUGUCUGAAAAAUAAAAUUCCUGAAAUCCACCAAUGCAAAACUAAAUUAUUUAGGUUGCAUUCCCGUAUAAACUGUUAUAUAGAACAGGACUCUUUGGGACUUACUUCUGGGCCGUUCUGCAAAGAAUUGUGCUGUAAAUCAUAAACCAUUGAAUUAGCACUGGUUUUGUCAGACUUCAGCAUACCUUCUUCAGUUUCUGUAAUGUUCACUUUUAGAACGAUGUAUCGGAGAUCAGAGGUGCCCAAAGACAAAGAGCCAAAGAAAUGUCUGGUAGGAUCAUAUGUUCCUUCCACAUCCCUCCUUUCAUACAUGAAUUUCAUCUGCAAGCCCAUCAUUUACCACCCAGCUCAGCAUUAUGUGUGACCAUUGCCAAUCCCAAUUGAAUUAACUCACAGGUGCCUCCUAAAUUGAGUAUAAGCAUUAAUUGUAAUCAAGAAUCUCAAAUGGACUUUAGAAGCACCUUUGGGUUAGUUUAACUUGUGUUGGUGACAGUUCCAUAAAACAGUGAAUCCAGGUAGAAGAGAUGGUAGGAAGGUGCAUGUAGUCCUAUAGCAAACUUGGGAAGAUAGGAAGUAUCCUAUACACUGGCCAAGCUGAUGUCUAUGUUACAGGGGUUCCUUAUCCAUUACAGCUUUUAUUUUGAGCUUUGUGGAAACUAUAGAUAAGGAAGGAGCCCCACUGACAGGAGUCACCAGCUUCCCAGGCCUACACCAGGUCAGAUCAUUGGCUCAUUUAGCUCAGUAUUGUUGACACUAAAUGGCAGCUGAUCUCCAGCAUUUCAGGACUGAAUUUUUCCAGCACAGCCUGGAGAUUCUGGGAAUUCAGCUUGGGACUUGGUGCAUAUAAAGCAUGGGCUCUGUCACACUGUCACAUCCUAAGGCUUAACCCCUAUUUUUUUUAAUGUAUGGACUAGACCAAAGCUAUCAUAUGGAUAAUAUGCAUAUAAUUUUGUAUGCAGAACAUUUUAAAAUGGAUUUUAAAAAUUCCAUUUAUCUACAUAGUUGUGAAUUCUGUCCAUAGUUUGUGGGAAUAAUAUUUCUUCUCUCUCACAUAUGCAUAGUUUAUUCUUUGUAAUAAUGUAGUUUUUGUAAUGAUUUGUAGCUUCUGCUAACUCAUGAAUACUGAAGGACGUGCUCCAGUAAGAUAAUGCUGAAAUACAAGACUUGCUUAUUUUUCAUGUGUUCUUAAGUUUUCAUCCUAAAAAAUAGCAUUUUUUACUUUCUUUUGUACUAACAUUUUAUUUUAUAUCUCACUCUUGCUAUUUAGAAGAUUCAGAACUGCCUACACCAUGUUAGAAUAUCUUCCAUUAGACACUUCCCCAGUGGAACCCCCUUUAAAAUUAAUGGGUGCAAGGAAGUGCUCUUGCACAACUUCCAUUCAUUUUUAUGAAGAUGCUGCCAGGGAGUAUCCCAGGAAAUUACAGCCUCCUAGAGGUUGACAAAGGACUAAGUUUGCAUAAUCCAACUAAGCUACCAUGGAAAUUGUACCUGCGACAAUUCACACCUUAAAUAUGGCACUGUGCCCAUGAUGAUUUAUCUAAAUUGUGGUUCAUGCUGGGCAUGAUUUGCAUAAUCCCCACCCAGAUGAAGCUUGUUGUGUCAUACCAUCCCUGCUGUCAUGAUGUGUUGGAGGGGGAAACAACCUUUCAGUAAAACACGGGUUGUUGUACAUUUGUUGUCCUUCAACAAACCAUGCUCCCCUAGUUCACAUGCCAUAUUGUUAGUUACUUUCUUUGUGCUAAUUAGUCCAGUAUAGGGGGCCAGGAAGUACUGAAGUAAUAAAUGAUUGCAGCUCAACUGAGCCACAUGUUAGAUGUGAAUGAGUUGCACAACAGAAAACCAUUUAUAGACCUACUUUCUGUCUAAAUUUGCAUAGGAUUGCACCUUUACUUGAGUACAUUUGAAGAGAAAAAUUCUGGAGUAAGUAAAUGAUGCCAGUAAUAGAAAAGAGAGGAAGAGGUCCACUCAAAUUUGCACAAGCCAUGAUUGGAGAAGGAAUUAGUUACAGAAUAAACCAAAUCCAGGAACUCAAGAUCCAGUAUAGGUGGGAAGAAGAAUAAUUUCAUGCUUAAAUAAAGCAUGAACAAUUUUGCUGCUCAUUCUGAGUAACCCCAUCAAUUUCAGGAAUCUAUUUGAUAAGCCACACUUAGGUUUAGUAUAUGUGUUUCACAAAUGUUAUAAAGAUGAUUCAACUCGCUGCUUUUCUUUAUGUUUUGCUUGAUUCAAAUAUGAAGCCUCUCCUUCAUGUCUUAAGCCUGCCAUGACUAAACCACAGGCAAUUUAUAAAAAGUACUGAAAAAAAGAAAAAAGAAAUUAUUUUGGAAAAAAGAAUCACUACUUACCCUUAACCCACUGAAACUGACAAGCUGUUUUAAAUGGUUAAACUGUUCUAAUCGUAAUAAAAAUUAUUG